CUCCACUUGUUAUCACAGAGCACAGUGCCCUCCCUGCAUCUGGAGACUGCAGACGCCUCUGAGCCUUUCCGGAUACCGGGGGUUUCCUUCAGUGCUGCACACGGGUGGGAAGACAGCUUAUCUGACGGGAUCAGUGUGGACAUAAGAACACAAACCUAACAUUUAAACCCGCAAGCGUUCAGAUCUGCAGCAGCCACGUUUCUGCCGGUUUUACUGGUUCAGAGAACUUGGAGACUAAGGUGUUUUCUUCUUUAAUUUCUCACCUGGAAGCUACACAGCAGCAUGGACGUCACUCACUUUUGGCUUCUCGCCUCGACUCUGAUGCUCGUCCAUCAGUUUCAAGCAUCCGUAAUGAGCCCUGUGGCGGAGGAGGGCCCCCUUGUGCAGCUCGCCCACACAGCCCACCGGCGGGAAAAGCGCUGCUCCUGCGAGAAUCAGAAAGACAAGGAGUGUAUUUUUUUCUGUCACAUCGGCAUCGUCUGGGUCAAUACCCCGAGCCACGUGGUUCCGUAUGGAUUCGGAUCGGUUCGCCUCCGGAGGGAGCUGCAGCGCUGCCUCUGCACUGACUCACAGGACACAGAGUGUUUCAGCUUCUGCUCUGAGCACACACUGGGGGACUACUUGGUUGAGAAGGGGAAGACUGAGAAACUGAAGAGCUACAGAACUGCAUUGUGGGAAAAAAGAAGCCGACACGCUCUCAAACACCAGACCUGAGAGAGAGGAGGUUCACCAGCAACACCAGCUCUUCAGAAUGGAAGUCCUUAAAGUAUCUAAAAUAACUAAUAUUGGACCCUUUUGAUCGUGUAGGCGGUCCAGUCGCAUACAGUGACAUUUUUUGUUAAAGUGAUGAUGAUGUUAGAACCAGAGCUUUAAAACUUGGCAGGAUUUAGCUCAGAAAAUAAUGAAUCUUGUGUUUAUUUCAGUCCUGUUUUAGACAUAGCUGAUCAGCUGAAAACAUUCAGAAAGGGUUUAAUGUUUUACAGAAGAGUUUAAAAGGUUUUCACACUAAAACAUCAUUCUGAUGCUCAAAAGAACCACAAUGACUUACUGCAUGUUCAGUCAUUUUCACAUUUUGUCACAUUAAACCAUAAACUUCAAUAAGCCUAUUUUCUUUGGACUUUGGCUGCUUAUUCUCAGAUUCAGUUGAGUCUGUGUUGCUAGUUACUCUUCUGAAAACAAUUUUUUUUUAAAUAAUGUCCCCAACACCGCAGCCUGUCUUCUCCAACUUGGCCCCUUGUGUUUGACACUAUAAGAUGUGAAUUAAGCUCAUUUGUGUUGGGCUCAACAACUCUGUAUUGAAUCACAUAUAGCAUUCAGGAAAACAGCUUAAAUGUCUGUUUGAUUCCAACAGAAAAUAAUAAACUACAAAUAAAAACAGUUCGUUCAAUAAGUGAUUGUUCGGUAAUCGGAAGAAAGACUAUUUUGAGCUGUGAGGAUUUCUCCUGCUGUCAGAGUUGCAGAGUCAUUGUGUUAAUAUGAAUAAUAAUAAUAAUAAUAAUAAUAUAUCUGUCUGUCUGUAAAGGAAAUGUUUUUGCUGCGUUGCAUAACAUUUUGUGUAUUCCUUUCGUGAAUGCAUGCAUCAACACAGCAGUAACGGUGUUCUGCUGUUUGCUUGUGUAUAUUUCUCUCUGCACCUUUACUUCCUCUACAACAUGUUAAAGCAUCUCUGAGAAAUAAUGCACACAGAUGACAGACUGUAAAAUAAAGUAUUUAUUUCAUGUAUAACCAUAAAAUCA
Girardinichthys multiradiatus is the source of this 1736-nucleotide messenger RNA. RefSeq lists its product as uncharacterized. Gene Ontology annotation, biological process: regulation of systemic arterial blood pressure by endothelin; intracellular calcium ion homeostasis; vein smooth muscle contraction. The transcript has 4 exons. Bases 283 to 714 code for a protein of 143 amino acids. Gene Ontology annotation, cellular component: extracellular region. Gene Ontology annotation, molecular function: hormone activity; endothelin B receptor binding. The record is from RefSeq and is a predicted model, not a curated record. Lineage: Eukaryota; Metazoa; Chordata; Actinopteri; Cyprinodontiformes; Goodeidae.